AAAAUAAUGAUAGUAUUUGUCAAAUUAUCAAUCAAACAACAAAUAUUUUUAAUCGUUCAUAAUCGUUAUUUUUUAUGCCAUUGCCAUUCAUUAUUGAAUAAUAAAUUGACGUCUUAACUACCUAUUUAUUGCCAUAAUAAUGGCACAGGAAGAAGACGAAGAGGAUUUCACUUUCAAUGUAGAAGAAGUACAAAACAUAGUAAGGGACAACAUUGAGUUUUGUCUUGGAGGGAACAUCUAUAGUCAUUCUCGUACACCCCAAUGGAUCUCUGUGAUCACAGAAAAAACUUUGGCAAGACUUAAUAAGCUAAACAAGCCUUUCAAAUACAUCAUGAGGAUGACGGUGACCCAAAAAAAUGGUACAGGUUUGCACACAGCUGCUGCAUACUUCUGGGAUAUAACCACUGAUGGUACAUGCACGGUGCGAUGGGAAAACAAAUACAUGUACUGCAUAGUUAAUAUAUGGGCACUAGCAUUACAGCUAUAGUCAAUUACAUAGUAUUUAUCGUUAUAGGUCUCUCGCACAAGUACAAUAACAUUGACACUAAAGUAGGGUAAGGUUGCGGCCUUAAUAUUGACGGCCUUCGUGCCGCAGUGGGUUUACAAGACGGAGGUCCUGAGUUUUAUAUCGAUCCCCGGCUGGGUCAAUCGAGGUUUUCUUAAUUAGUCCAGGUCUGGCUGGAGGGAGACUUCGGCCGUGGUUAAUACCGGUAAAGACGUAACGCCAAGUAAUUUAGCGUUCCGGUACGAUGGCGUGUAGAAACCGAAAGGGGUGUGGAUUUUCAUCCUCCUACAAAGUUAGCCCGCUUCCAUCUUAGAUUGCGUCAUCACUUACCAUCAGGUGAGAUUGUACUCAAGGGCUAACUUGUAAGGAAUAUUUAGAAAAAAAUCCAUAGGAUCGACCUUGCCCUGGUUUAUUGACAAUAUGUAUUUGUGUGUGUGGGAGACCUUAGGAUUUAUUACUUAUUUGGAAAUAAAACAAAAACAUAAAGCACAUUUUAGUAUUUUUAUUUUUGGUAAAAUUUACCACAAUACAAAAUAAUGAUAGAAAUAAAUAAAGUAAUAAAAUGUAUAGACAGGUCAUAGAACUAUGCAUUGUAAAAUUGGUGCUUUUAAAGCAAUAUAAUAUUAUAAUUUAUAAUAACAUUAGGCAAAAUGGCAUGUGUACAUUAAAAAUAAAAGCAUUAUUUUUAACACAAAAUAAUAUCAAGAGCAGACAUUUUUUUUUA
Molecule: messenger RNA, 1229 nt
Organism: Bicyclus anynana (squinting bush brown)
Lineage: Eukaryota; Metazoa; Arthropoda; Insecta; Lepidoptera; Nymphalidae
Product: dynein light chain Tctex-type 1
Exons: 3
Coding region: 140-487 (115 amino acids)
Biological process (GO): microtubule-based movement
Cellular component (GO): cytoplasm; cytoplasmic dynein complex
Molecular function (GO): dynein intermediate chain binding
Source: RefSeq, a predicted model, not a curated record